This is a messenger RNA of Serpula lacrymans var. lacrymans S7.9, 585 nucleotides long. RefSeq lists its product as uncharacterized. The record is from RefSeq and is a predicted model, not a curated record. The coding region runs from base 158 to 520 and encodes 120 amino acids. NCBI's taxonomy places the organism in Eukaryota, Fungi, Basidiomycota, Agaricomycetes, Boletales, Serpulaceae. The transcript is spliced from 3 exons.
ACUGAGUGCUGUCGAUCACGUCGAUCGUUUACUUGCACCGAUUCACUGGAAAGGUAUUCCAUCCAAUUUCAUGCUUGUAUCCAACUUUUUCCUUCGACAAGCUCCAGUCUUCGCCACCAUACAAAGACGAAUAUCUACACCCUAUUUCUCGAGACUCAUGUCUACGACGUCCGACUCGCCGUCAGGUUCAAAAACUUACAAAUUCAUGGUAUGGGCCCCCGACUAUACCGACCAAGAAGCCCUCAGUCGUCGUCUUUCCGUCAGAUCACGACAUUUAGAAGGUGCUAGAAACCUUAUCGGUCAGGGAAUAAUAAAAGUUGCCGGUGGUUUGCUCACUCCUGAAUCGCUUGAAGCUGAAGCGGCAAACCAAAAGUUGGUCGGAUCAGCAUUGAUAUACGAGGCUGAAAGUCUCGCUGCUGCACGGAAGCUUGUGGAGGAGGACAUUUAUUACAAGUCAAACGUGUGGGACAAGGAGAAAUUGGUCAUUUUGCCGAUCAAUAUGGCCACGCCAUUACCUUGAUGUUAGCCGUCUAUCAUCUGUGCAAGAUCUACAAUGUAUAGUUAUCACAACGCCUCAAUUUAAUU